ACUCUAAUUACUUUCCAGUAACAGAGAAGGUUUUACACAGAAAAAUGGCCAUGGCGAUGGUGAGAUCUGGUGUCCUGAGAACGGCCCUUCGUAGAGGCUCUAGAACAUCUGCUGCUCCUCCCAAGCGUGGAUUCGCUUCUUCUGGUCAUCAAGACGAUGCCUAUGAGACGGCCAAGUGGGAGAAGAUAACGUAUUUAGGCAUUGCUGCUUGCACUGUGCUGGCUAUUUUUAACCUCUCAAAGGGUCAUCCCCACCAUGAAGAGCCUGCGCCGUAUACAUAUUUGCACAUCCGCAACAAGGAGUUCCCAUGGGGUCCAGAUGGUCUUUUUGAGAGCAAGCAGCACUAGGUUGUUUGAUGGCGUUUUUCAUGGAGAUAUCUCCUGAGACUUAUUUAGCUCUCAUGUUCUGUCAAUUGUUUUUCAUGACAAUCAUGAUAAUUUUUUUGUUCAUUUAUGUUAGGAUUUCCAUUUGUGGAUCUCCAUUAUGGAUUUAAAGACCAGUUUGCUGCAAGUUCAGCCUUUUUUAAUUGUCUCUGUAAAACUCUGCUUGCAAAUAAGAUUGAAGAAUAAUAUGGAUUAUUUCCUUAA
This is a messenger RNA of Mangifera indica (mango), 587 nucleotides long. RefSeq names its product cytochrome c oxidase subunit 6a, mitochondrial-like. Lineage: Eukaryota; Viridiplantae; Streptophyta; Magnoliopsida; Sapindales; Anacardiaceae. Gene Ontology annotation, molecular function: enzyme regulator activity. The record is from RefSeq and is a predicted model, not a curated record. Gene Ontology annotation, cellular component: mitochondrial inner membrane. Gene Ontology annotation, biological process: mitochondrial electron transport, cytochrome c to oxygen. The transcript has 4 exons. The coding region runs from base 45 to 347 and encodes 100 amino acids.